AUGAGCAGUCAGCGACCAUACCUCAUCUCUCCGCAAAUUGGACAGGAUGGAGCUAGGCAUUGGUGGUUGUGGACUCAGCAGCGUAAAGGAUUGGAAACUGAAUUUAAGUUUACGGUGUGCUUUGAGGAAGUUCAUCAGGCCAUUUCGGUCGCACAUUCAUCUGUGGGUCAUGGCGGUGAAAAGAAAACUUUCAAAGAAGGACAAAAGAAGUGGGCUAAUUUGACUAUGCAGUCCUGCCAGAUGUUCAUAAGUUUUUACAUUGAGAGUCGAGAGAAGAAAAAACGUAGAGUACAUAAAGGUCUGGUGGUGAAGCCUGUUAGAAGCGAGACUAUUUUUUCUCGAUGCCAAAUUGACUUGAUCAAUUUUCAAACAUUACCUGAUGGGGAAUUUAAAUAUAUUCUGACCUUCAUCAACCAUUUCAGCAAGUUUUGUGUGCUGCGGCCCCUUACAUCAAAACGAGCUGAGGAGGUUGCUAACACGCUUCUCCCAAUAUUUUUGACCUUUGGCGCUCCCAUUAUCCUGCCUGAACUUAAGCUCGUCACUGGUCGGCCGCGCCACCCACAAAGCCAAGGUGCAGUUGAAAGAUUGAAUGGAGUCAUUCAAGACAAAUUAAAAAUUUGA
This is a messenger RNA of Macrobrachium nipponense, 621 nucleotides long. Its product is annotated as KRAB-A domain-containing protein 2-like. The transcript has 2 exons. The record is from RefSeq and is a predicted model, not a curated record. The coding region runs from base 1 to 621 and encodes 206 amino acids. NCBI's taxonomy places the organism in Eukaryota, Metazoa, Arthropoda, Malacostraca, Decapoda, Palaemonidae. Gene Ontology annotation, molecular function: nucleic acid binding.